Molecule: messenger RNA, 2839 nt
Organism: Humulus lupulus (European hop)
Lineage: Eukaryota; Viridiplantae; Streptophyta; Magnoliopsida; Rosales; Cannabaceae
Exons: 21
Coding region: 437-2512 (691 amino acids)
Biological process (GO): protein phosphorylation
Molecular function (GO): ATP binding; protein kinase activity
Source: RefSeq, a predicted model, not a curated record
CGGGAACAAUGACAGGGACGAAGAGGAACACGGAAUUAGGAAAGGGGAAGACGAAGAAUAUGUAAUGCAAUAAUAAACGUUACAAAAACAAAAGAAAAAACCCAAGUCUUCUCUUCUCUUCGAUCCCUUCGAUUGGAAGUUCCCAAAGCCACUCUGCAACGAGGCCCGAGACCGAUUAAGACAGAAAACCGAAAGAGAUCUGUGCCUCCGCUUCGACAUAUACAUUGGAAUUGCAUCAAAGGAUUGGUAUUUGAAGCAUAUGCAUGGAUUUGUAGAAAUUCAUUUUGGGUUUUGUGAAUUUGGGUGUCUGAAUGGGAGGCGGCUUUCUUAGAAUUCGGGGGUUGGAGUUUAUUCUUCGUUGUGGCACUCUUUGCUGACCGCUAUUCUGAGAGUCAAGGGUGAGUGUGAGAGUGCGAGUAGCAGUUUUUUGCAUAAAAUGGCUGAUAUAGCUGGUUUAGCUGAGGCUGCAGGAUCAAGAUUUGGUUCAUUGGAACUAAUUGGGAGAGGAUCGUUUGGUGAUGUCUACAAAGGGUUUGACAAGGAGCUUAACAAAGAAGUUGCCAUUAAAGUAAUUGAUUUGGAAGAGUCAGAGGACGAGAUUGAGGACAUCCAGAAGGAAAUUUCUGUGUUGUCACAAUGUCGAUCUCCUUAUAUUACAGAGUAUUAUGGUUCCUAUCUCAACCAGACCAAAUUGUGGAUAAUAAUGGAGUACAUGGCUGGUGGUUCGGUUGCUGACCUACUUCAGUCAGGUCCACCAUUGGAUGAAAUGUCAAUUGGUUGCAUUCUUCGUGACUUGUUGCAUGCAGUUGAGUAUUUACAUAAUGAAGGGAAAAUUCACAGAGACAUUAAAGCGGCAAACAUUUUAUUGACUGAGAAUGGUGAUGUUAAGGUUGCGGAUUUUGGUGUUUCUGCACAAUUAACCAGGACAAUAUCAAGGAGGAAGACAUUUGUUGGAACACCAUUUUGGAUGGCACCAGAGGUAAUUCAGAAUUCAGAAGGAUACAAUGAGAAGGCAGAUAUCUGGUCUCUAGGGAUCACUGCUAUAGAGAUGGCAAAAGGGGAACCUCCACUAGCUGAUCUUCACCCAAUGCGUGUUCUGUUCAUUAUACCUCGAGAAAAUCCACCUCAGUUGGAUGAGCAUUUUUCUCGUCCUAUGAAAGAGUUUGUUUCAUUUUGCUUAAAGAAGGUACCUGCUGAGCGACCAAGUGCCAAGGAACUUCUGAAGCACCGAUUUAUUAGGAAUGCAAGGAAGAGUCCAAGGCUUCUAGAGAGAAUAAGAGAGCGUCCAAAGUACCAAGUCAGGGAAGAUGCAGAUACCAUAGGAAAUGGUCCUAAAGCUAUAGGGGAUACAUCUGAUACUGUGAAGGUUACACGAAAUUUAAUGGAAGAUACUGUUCGAACUAGUAAUCAUGGUAAAACCUUGAAAAAUGCUGGAUGGGAUUUCAGCAUUAGUGGGACACAAAAUACGGGUACUGUAAGAAAUGUUGUAAAACCACCUCCGAUUAGAGAAAGAAAGCUAGAUCUUCUAUAUAAUCAGGCCAGCCCUGGGAAACUUUCAGAGAGUGGAAAUCAAGGGUUGCCUGCAUCUAGAAGUACAUAUGAAGAUUAUUUUGGGAAAGAUUCUAGAGAUCAGGAAUCCAGUUACGAGGAUGAAAUGUCUGUGAGUGGGUCAGGAACUGUUGUUAUACGAACUCCAAAGAGUUCUCAGUCAUCUGCACAUUUUCAUGAUCCCAACUCUUCGUCUAGCAGCACAUAUGCUUCUUUUGAAGAUGCUUCUCCUAGUGGAACUGUUGUAUUCCGCAACCAGCAUGAUGAUGACUCUCCACGGACUCCCAGAUCUAGGCUCGGAAUUCAAGAGAGAACUUCAACUGCCUCACUUGAAGACAGUGUUACAAAUCUUGCAGAGGCAAAGGCUGCAAUACAAGGAGGGGUCAAGAAAGGGAAUGUUAGAGAAAGGUUUGCUUUAGGAAAAUUCAAUAAUGAUAUAGAAAACAAACGGGAGCACAUGACAAAUAGCUCUGAUUCUUCCAGAAAUUCACAUGGUCAUUUUGAUUCACCAAAAGCAAUUUCUAAAUCUCGCCAAGAAAGUGAUGAUGAAGAAAAUGCAAAAAUUGUAUCAUCCUCUGCACCAUUGGCAGUAUUGCUUAUGCCUGCCUUAAAAGAGGUCAUUGCUGAUGAUUCGGAAGGGCCCACUGUGCAUGCAGUUGCGAAUUCUCUCAUCAAUAUGGAACGCUUGAAACCAGGAUCUUGUGAAGUUCUCAUCAGCCGGUUGCUUCAGCGGUUGUCAAGUUCAAAGGAAUCCUCACUGAAAGAUCUGCAUGAGCUGGCGUCUCACCUAUUUACAGCUGAAAAGACAGCUUCUGAAGAAACACAAAACACAACUGCAGAAGCUGAGAACAAGAAAAAACAGCAGAACAAGGAAAUUCAUUCAAAUGCAAAUUUAAGCUCGCUUGCUAGAUUUUUGCUCUCAAGAUGGCAAGGCCAAGUUUCAAGAGAUCUCAACCCAACUUAAAUGAGCUUGGAACAGUGUCAUUCGAUAUUUAGCACCAUCGUCUUUUGUGCUAUUAUUAUUAUUUUUUAUUUUCCCUUUCUGAUUCAAUGUACAUAACAAUUGUUAGAAAUUGUGUAGUUAUUGUUUGAUUGUUAUUAUUAUUUUUUUGUUGCAACUUUUCUAUCUUAACAAUUUUUGGGGGGUUUUAAGGUGGCAAUAUCGCUGUAUAAAUUGGAGGGAUUUGCUAUAAUUACAUUGUUAAGAUUAGAAUUUUACUAAAGAUUUAAUAAUUUUGUUGUUUGAAUUCACUGGAGAGUGGAGAUUCAAUUUUAUCUUAUUUUGACACCA